AUGGCUCCUCCCAACGGCAGCAUGGGUCCUCCUAACAGCAACAUGGGUCGUCCUAACGGCAACAUGGCUCCUCCUAACAACAACAUGGGCCCUCCUAACAACAACGUGGGCCCUCCUAACAGCAACAUGGGUCCUCCCAUGAACCCUCAAGGCAUGCCUAUGCCAGGUCAGACCUACGGCCGUGUCCAUCCACCCACCGGCCAACCCAUGCCUNCCCAACCAGCAACCAGGCCAAAUCCCCCAGCCCCAGCCAAACUUCUACACCACGCACCCUCGCGUCAUCACUCCGGCCACUGGUCCNCCUAA
Messenger RNA from Aureobasidium musti, 306 nucleotides. Lineage: Eukaryota; Fungi; Ascomycota; Dothideomycetes; Dothideales; Saccotheciaceae. The record is from the annotation of a GenBank genome assembly.